AGAGCCUGUUUGGCGUCUCCUAGCGCCACCAACCCGGCCAUCCACCGAACCGGAGCGGCGGCGGCCCCGACAGUCACCCGCUCACCAGCUCGCUCGCCGCACAGCGGCGCUGCCACUAAGGGGAGCCCCGGGCACCAGGCCCCUGCCUUUGAGGUGAUGUCCGACGCCUCAAGGCCCUUUCCAGCCCAGCCCCAACGAAGGACACCCUGAGCGUCCCGAAGCUAGCACGCCUAGCAAACAGCUCCCGCCGCCGUUCAGAUCCGCCGCCACUUGGGCCACCGUCACCACCGAGCCGCCGCGGGCCUAGAUAGUCUACGCCGAGACCGGAAGAAGGCGCCCUACAGCUGGAUGACUAACCCCAGAGCCUAGUGUGUGCUACCAUAGAGAACGGAAGGCGGAGGAGCGAGCGGCAGGACCGGAAGUGCGGCCUGCAGCUAACGCGGCGGGGCAAGAUGGCGGCGACCAAGAGGAAGCGGCGUGGGGGCUUGGAAGUUCAGGCCAAGAAGCCGAAAAGGAGCCGGAAAGAUGCCGGGCAGCCCGCUAAGCCGGACGCUGUGGCGAAAGAGGUGGAGGAGGAAGAGAGAGAUCGCAUUCCAGGCCCCGUUUGCAAGGGCAAAUGGAAAAAUAAGGAGCGGAUCCUCAUCUUUUCUUCUAGAGGAAUAAAUUUCAGAACAAGACACUUAAUGCAGGACUUAAGAAUGUUGAUGCCCCAUUCUAAAGCAGAUACUAAAAUGGACCGUAAAGAUAAAUUAUUUGUGAUAAACGAGGUCUGUGAAAUGAAAAACUGCAAUAAAUGCAUCUACUUUGAAGCUAAGAAAAAGCAGGAUCUCUAUAUGUGGCUUUCAAAUUCACCUCAUGGGCCGUCUGCUAAAUUCUUAGUUCAAAAUAUUCAUACCCUGGCUGAACUGAAGAUGACUGGAAACUGCCUGAAAGGUUCUCGCCCCCUUUUGUCUUUUGACCCUGCUUUUGAUGAAUUGCCACAUUAUGCUUUGUUAAAAGAACUCUUAAUUCAGAUCUUUAGUACACCACGGUAUCAUCCCAAGAGUCAGCCAUUUGUGGACCACGUGUUUACAUUCACCAUUCUGGAUAACAGGAUAUGGUUUCGGAACUUCCAGAUUAUAGAAGAAGACGCUGCUCUAGUGGAAAUAGGACCCCGCUUUGUCUUAAAUCUCAUAAAGAUUUUUCAGGGAAGCUUUGGAGGACCAACUCUAUAUGAAAAUCCUCAUUACCAGUCUCCAAACAUGCAUCGGCGUAUCGUAAGGUCCAUCACAGCUGCAAAGUACAGAGAGAAACAGCAAGUCAAAGAUGUUCAGAAACUGCGGAAGAAAGAACCAAAGACUGUUCUUCCACAUGACCCCACUGCAGAUGUCUUCGAUAUACCAGCAGAGGACAAGCCAGUAGAAAUACAGUGGGUGAAACCAGAGCCUAAAGUAGAUCUGACAGCGAGAAAGAGAAGGAUUUACAAAAGGCAUCGGAAACUGCAGCAGAAGAUGAACAGGGGGAGUGCAAAGUGAAUCAGUGGAUAACUAUCUUUUUUAGUUACUGGAUAUUUAUUUUGUAUUCCAUGUGUAAAUACUUUUAGUAUCAAGAACUAGCUAUGUCUAAUUAAGGUGCCAUUUUAAAAAAUUAAAAUCUUAAAGGCAAUGUUGGUCUUUUUCUAAAUAAAGCAUCUCCAGAAUGCA
Peromyscus eremicus (cactus mouse) is the source of this 1682-nucleotide messenger RNA. It is a transcript of the gene Brix1, whose product is annotated as biogenesis of ribosomes BRX1. Gene Ontology annotation, molecular function: rRNA binding. The record is from RefSeq and is a predicted model, not a curated record. Gene Ontology annotation, cellular component: nucleolus. The coding region runs from base 453 to 1514 and encodes 353 amino acids. NCBI's taxonomy places the organism in Eukaryota, Metazoa, Chordata, Mammalia, Rodentia, Cricetidae. Gene Ontology annotation, biological process: rRNA processing; ribosomal large subunit assembly. The transcript is spliced from 10 exons.